AUGGCAGGUCCCACAACCCAUGUUGUCAUGCUCCUGCUCCUGGCCCUGUGUGCCCACUGCAUUGCCCCUGCAGGCUCUGUGGUCAUCCCUUCUUUCUGCUGCAUGUCCUUCAUUUCCAAGAAAAUUCCUGAGAACAGAAUAGUAAGCUACCAAUUCUCCAGGGGGAGUGUCUGCCCCAGGGCUGGGGUCAUCUUCACCACCAAGAAGGGCAGGAAGUUCUGUGGCAGCCCCCAGCACCACUGGGUCCAGAGGUACAUGAGGAAUCUGGAUGCCAAGUGGAGAGAGACCUCCGUGGGGACUAAGCCGACGAGCAUUCAAGUCGCUGCUCCAAGACAUCCUGUCCACAGCGCCUCCAUCAAAGCACCUGGCCCUCUGAGCUCUGGCCCAGGGCACUUGGGGUCUGGUGAGCUACUGGUGAGCCAGUGGGUAUAG
Molecule: messenger RNA, 432 nt
Organism: Condylura cristata (star-nosed mole)
Lineage: Eukaryota; Metazoa; Chordata; Mammalia; Eulipotyphla; Talpidae
Gene: CCL24
Product: chemokine (C-C motif) ligand 24
Exons: 3
Coding region: 1-432 (143 amino acids)
Biological process (GO): positive regulation of GTPase activity; immune response; chemokine-mediated signaling pathway
Cellular component (GO): extracellular region
Molecular function (GO): chemokine activity; CCR chemokine receptor binding
Source: RefSeq, a predicted model, not a curated record